AUAAUAAACUUGGUAGCCAUAUUUACCACAAGAAUGGUGGCCUCUAAACCUGUGAUCAUUAAACUUACCCACCGUGAUUCGAUCCAUUCUCCGUAUUACAAUCCAAAAGAGAGUAUCAUACAGAGAAUGGAGAAUGAAAUCAAAACUUCAGCAGAUCCCUUCCAAGCUCUACCACCAGCAAAUGAUAGUAUCCAAUUUCAAAUUUUUCCUAGUGAUGACAAGUUGUUCUUAGCAAAUUUUUCCAUCGGCCAGCCGCCUAUUGUACAAUUUGCAGUAAUGGACACUGCCAGUGGCCUCCUAUGGAUUCGCUGCUUCCCUUGCAGCGAAUGUUCUCCGCAGAAUGUAUACCCGGUGUAUGACCGUACCAAGUCCUCCACCUAUGCUAACUUAUCGUGCAACUCAGAUUACUGUAAGCUGAGCCGAUACAGGUGGUGCAAUGAAGACAACAGUUGUGGCUACAAGCAGGGUUAUGUUAGUGGUUACUCAAUUGGAAUCCUUGCGACAGAACAAAUGAUGUUCUUAACAUCUGAUGAAGGCAUAGUCUUCGUUCCUAAUGUGGAAGUUGAAAACCAGUUGCAAAUGCUAUCACUUACAAAGUAUGAUGCUGUUCCAGACAGAGGACUUCUGUGCUACGUAGGAAAACUCAGUCAAGAUCUCAUCGGGUUUCCGGUUGUCACAUUCCACUUUGCUGGAGAGGCUCAGCUAUCCUUGGAUAUUAAUAGCUUGUUUUACCAGAGGAGCCGGAAUGUAUUUUGCAUGCUCGUGCGUCCAAGCGAUGUUGGUGGUUGGAGGAUGAGUGAAAUGACAAUAAUAGGUGUAAAUGCUCAACAAAAUUACAAUUUAGCUUAUGAUAUUCCUGGAAAGAUGCUAUAUUUCCAGAGAAUUGAUUGUCAAGUCCUAGAUCCCUAGAUUUCCAUAAGGAAAUAAAAAAACAAUAACACUAGCAUAUAGUAAGAUACUACUAUAACUUGUAUACAUUAUUCAUUGUAGGCUCCAAAUGCUAACAUAUUAUUCUUAAUUUAAACUCACUCUUAUUUUUGUUAUUAAUUCUUAUUGAUUUUAUAAAGGGAUUUAUAUAAUACAAUUUGAAUUGUACA
Messenger RNA from Rubroshorea leprosula, 1097 nucleotides. Lineage: Eukaryota; Viridiplantae; Streptophyta; Magnoliopsida; Malvales; Dipterocarpaceae. The record is from the annotation of a GenBank genome assembly.